AUGGUAAUUUAUGAGGAAGAAAAGGAAGAUGGAGAAGAAAAAACAGUAGAGGCUGAAACUAGAGAAAAUUCAAGGGAAACAGAAGACACAGUCAGAAUAGGGGAAGUGGUGGAGCUAUCCCUGAAUUCUGUGGUGGGGUUAACACCUCCACAGACCAUGAAGAUCAAGGGAGAAAUUGAUGGCCAAGAAGUAGUGGUCUUAAUCGAUAGUGGGGCUUCUCACAACUUCAUAGCUGCUGAACUGGUGCAGAAGCUGGGGUUGCCUUGGACUCAAACAAGAGGUUAUGGAGUGAUCAUGGGGUCGGGCAUGGCUGUUCAAGGGGCUAGAGUGUGUAAGGGGGUUACUCUGUGGUUGCAAAAUGUUGAGGUAGUUGAGGAUUUCCUACCAUUAGAGCUAGGAAGCUCUGAUGUAAUUCUUGGAAUGAAGUGGCUAGCCACGCUUGGGGAGACUCAAGUAGAUUGGGGUUCAUUGGUUAUGAAGUUCAGAUCGGGGGGUAUGACAGUCACACUACUUGGGGACCCCAGCCUCAGCAAAACAUUGGUAACUUUGAAGUCGAUGAUGAAGGCUUUUCGAGAAAACGGAGAAGGAGUGUUGUUGGAGUUGAGAAGUUUGACAGCUGAAGAAAAGAAGGGAGAAGAGGUGGUUCCUGGGGAAUUGUAG
Messenger RNA from Diospyros lotus (date-plum), 660 nucleotides. RefSeq lists its product as uncharacterized. Gene Ontology annotation, biological process: proteolysis. The record is from RefSeq and is a predicted model, not a curated record. The transcript has a single exon. The coding region runs from base 1 to 660 and encodes 219 amino acids. Gene Ontology annotation, molecular function: aspartic-type endopeptidase activity. NCBI's taxonomy places the organism in Eukaryota, Viridiplantae, Streptophyta, Magnoliopsida, Ericales, Ebenaceae.